Radiomyces spectabilis is the source of this 739-nucleotide messenger RNA. RefSeq names its product HotDog domain-containing protein. Gene Ontology annotation, cellular component: mitochondrion. Gene Ontology annotation, molecular function: fatty acyl-CoA hydrolase activity. The record is from RefSeq and is a predicted model, not a curated record. The transcript is spliced from 2 exons. Lineage: Eukaryota; Fungi; Mucoromycota; Mucoromycetes; Mucorales; Radiomycetaceae. Bases 169 to 705 code for a protein of 178 amino acids.
CAAUAUGUAUAAAAAAUGAUUAUAUAAGCUUGUCCUCCAAGAUUCACUGGAGUAAUUUCAUUGUUUGAUUUUACGCUUCUUCAAUUUUUUUUUGCAUGUGAUCUAAAAGAAGACCCUGUGUCUGUGUCUGAAAAAGAAUAGGCUUCACGUAAUCCUAUUUUCUUCACCAUGUCGUUACCACAGUCAAGAUUGGCUGCUGUAAAAAACCACAUCACUGCAUCCUCCAAUGCCUCUUCAAAGCCUUCACGAAAAUCGGUAAAUACAUACCGUGAGCGGAGCGAUUACAAGUAUUUUGCGCCCGUUCAGACCAGGUGGGCCGAUAACGAUCAGUAUGGGCAUGUUAAUAAUGCCAUUUACUACGUUUACAUGGAUGCUGUGAUCAACGCCUAUCUCAUCGAAUAUUGCAAGCUUUCGCCGACGGAUGUCACGCAACCGCUCGGGCUAGUCGUGACCUCUCAUGCCGAUUUUUACAGCGCCGCUUCUUACCCGAGCAUGCUACAAGCUGGUCUGGUGGUGACAAGAAUUGGCAAAUCAAGUAUCACCUACCGUGUAGGUAUUUUUGAUGACGAACAAGCACAAGCUUGUGUUGUCGGAGGUUUCACGCAUGUUGUUGUGGAUCCGAUGCAUCGACGACCCGUUCAAGCGAUACCCGAAGACAUACUGAAUGGUGUCCAAGCGAUUCUAUCUCCUGAAAAUGUGCAGUAAAAUGGAUAUACAUAUUUGUUUAUGAAAUGGAAGA